This is a messenger RNA of Suillus plorans, 2011 nucleotides long. RefSeq names its product rab-GTPase-TBC domain-containing protein. Gene Ontology annotation, cellular component: endoplasmic reticulum membrane. Bases 62 to 1801 code for a protein of 579 amino acids. Gene Ontology annotation, molecular function: GTPase activator activity. Gene Ontology annotation, biological process: positive regulation of GTPase activity; endoplasmic reticulum to Golgi vesicle-mediated transport. The transcript is spliced from 6 exons. The record is from RefSeq and is a predicted model, not a curated record. Lineage: Eukaryota; Fungi; Basidiomycota; Agaricomycetes; Boletales; Suillaceae.
ACGAGGGCAAACUUGCUAGCUUACUAGAUAUCCAUAACGCCAAGUACUUCCCGACGCUGCCAUGCUUGACGAAGACACAAUAAACUGGGACGCGCUACGAGCUCAGAGCCUUCUCCCUGGUGGAUUUGGAAAAGAAAGAACACGUGUUUGGCCAGCCCUGCUCGGAGUCUGCGUUCCGUCAGAACCUCCUCCGUAUGCAGAGGUCUCUCCAGAACCUUCUACAAACGAUCCGCCCCAUCCUGACGAGCGUCAAGUACGUUUGGACACCGACCGGAGCUUUGUGAUGUAUCCCGCAGACGAUAAUGAAGAUAGUCGCCGAACUGUAUUGCAAACUUCUCUCAACAGUUUGAUCGUUUCCCUCCUCAGGAAGCGUCGGAAGUUGCACUAUUUCCAAGGAUACCAUGACAUUGUCACUGUUGUCUUUCUAACUCUUCCACCAGAACUUCAGCUCCCUUGUAUAGAAAAGCUUUCCCUUCAUCGAUUGAGGGACUCUAUGGGACCCACGUUAGAGCCUGUAUUGGGACUUCUCCGGAUCGCGCGUAAUCUUCUGCGUAUCAUCGACCCUAAAUAUGCAAUGUUGCUUGAGAGCAUUGCGCCCCUACCGUUCCAUGCCCUAUCAAAUCUUCUCACCCUCUUCUCACACGAGGUACCCACCCUACCCCUUAUUCAGCAUGUCUGGGAUUUUCUGCUCUGCCGGGAACCUUUGGCAGUGGUAUGGCUAGCCGUCGCUGUCAUUCUCGUUCGAAAACCUGACGUUCUUCGAUUAGCGGCAGAAGAAGAGGAUGGCAUGAUACAUUCAGUUUUGAAUGCUCUGCCUUCACUCAGUGAUGAUUCCGAGACAGCGAACGACGUUCCCUUCGAUCAACAUACUCGAUCAGCAUCACCAGAUGAGGAAGACACAGUCCCCUUCAACACAGAGGAGAUGAAGCGGCUUUCAGAUACACCCGACGAAAGCACAAGCCACGAGCUUUUCACAGAACAACAUCAAAUGAUCGAAGAGAAACCAGUUCUCUGUUUGGCAGAGAAUGGAGUGUCCAAGAAUAUCACCGAUGGUGAAGUUGUACUUGGAGAGACCAAUGUGACUGCUGAUCCUCAGGAAAUUGCGGCCAUGAUUUCUCCAGAAACACUCGUCGAUAAUACUGCCGAAAUUAAUACUGACAUCCGGCCCUCACAGCCACAAGUGGUCCCACCCAACCCACCGUUUCUUUCUAGACCGACGUCCCCGACGUCGCUACGUACAUCGCGUUCUAGUUCCUGCACUGCAUCCCGUUCGUCCUCAUCACCACCUCAAAAAUCCUGCCGGCCUCCAGUUUCACUUACGUCCCUUCUAACACACGCCGCACAGCUCCUUGAGACUUAUCCUCCCACCCUCCCCGAGCUUCGCGUUAAUGACAUACUUGGGCCUAAGAGCGUUGUGCACACGUGGAGACCUCCUCAAAAUAGUUUCUCUACACAAUACGACAAUGAACGUGAUGAUGAUGUAGAGAGCUGGGUUGGGAGCCCUGAUGUUGUUGUCCCAUUUAUAGAAGAUGAAGAUAUAGAGAGCGAAAAUGAGCGAAAGACGAAGUCACGCAAAGGCCCCGUCCCAAGGCACCGGAAUCUCGUUCUCCUUCAUCGCCUGCGCCUUCGGUUCGGACUACUCACUUCCAUGGAGAAACGGAUCCUUCUGUUAGGUGCGAUAGCGGCAGUUGGUCUUGCCGUUGCCCUUCGCCAGAACAGGGGCAUUUCUGAGAUGAGGAAUGGGUGGAUAGCCUGGGUAUGGGCAUUCAGCGGUGGAAUUCGGUCUAGAACUGUGGAAUGAACCAGACUAUCAAAUAUCUGUGCAUCGUAUAUCAUAUAUAAUCACUGAAUAACUUGACAUUUUUAUGGAACACUUAUUGAGUCUUCAAAUCAGAAACGUCUAUCACAGGCUGAUCGGUUCAUGUGCGAGUUUUUAUUUUGUAUAGAUUUACAAUUAUGAACAACGUUCACCACCGGUGAGGUUUAGGCUACAACGGUUCCGGAUCCAUUU